AUGUCCACUCGUGCUGUAGGACUUGGACCAGCCCUCAGAAAAGCUGCUUUUGCCCCCAGGUUUGCGAGGAGCCAGGUCGUCUUGCGCACGGCCUUGUUCAAGAGGGGAAUUCAGACAGAAUCAUUGCCGCCUUCGGCCGCAACAGACAUUUUGAACAAACAACGCAUAAAACGUCCUUCCAGCCCACAUUUCACAAUCUAUCAACCGCAGUUGACAUGGAUUGGCUCUAUCGUUAAUCGUAUGACUGGCGGGGCCCUCAGUGCACUUCUGUACGGAUUCUCGCUCGCCUACCUCGUCGCCCCUGGUACUUUCGACAGCGCUCAUAUCGUCGAAUUUGUUGCUGGUUUACCAGAUGCCGUUAAAUAUUGUGGUAAAUUCGUACUUGCCUUGCCUUUUGCAUUCCAUUCUUGGAAUGGCCUUCGGCAUUUGGGCUGGGAUAUGGGCAAAUUCCUGACUGUUAAAGGAGCAUACAACACCGGGUAUGCAGUGCUCGGCGCGACAGCUAUCUCGACGAUUGCUCUAGUUUUGAUGUAA
Messenger RNA from Serpula lacrymans var. lacrymans S7.9, 534 nucleotides. It is a transcript of the gene SDH3, whose product is annotated as cytochrome b subunit of succinate dehydrogenase, Sdh3p. The transcript has 5 exons. NCBI's taxonomy places the organism in Eukaryota, Fungi, Basidiomycota, Agaricomycetes, Boletales, Serpulaceae. Gene Ontology annotation, cellular component: membrane. The record is from RefSeq and is a predicted model, not a curated record. Bases 1 to 534 code for a protein of 177 amino acids. Gene Ontology annotation, biological process: tricarboxylic acid cycle; mitochondrial electron transport, succinate to ubiquinone. Gene Ontology annotation, molecular function: electron transfer activity; succinate dehydrogenase activity.